CAGACAUUUUCUGUAGACACUGGAACGUUUCAGGACGACGGAAUUGUCACUGUUACAGAGGACAAAAUGUUUUCCGCUGUCUGGAUAACAUUUAUUCUUACAUACGGAUCGGUAUUGUCGUUGCCACACCUCGACCUAACCGUUGACUUCCCCUUGGCUGAGAAUAAUAACGAUGAUAUUUUACUUGGAUCGAAAACUUCACACAAAGCUGUACUUAACUUUCAAAAUGAAACAUUGGAAGGUGUUGUUGUUGAAAUACUUGGAGCAGAAAAAACAACCUUUGCAAUUGGAGCAGAACCCAUUGUCAAUAUCGGAACAGACUUAACCGUUCUAACAGAGGCCCAAGGACAGAUAAUUGAGGUCACCAGUUCAAAUUACUACUACUUCAUGGAAAAAUUCAUUGGUCCUGAAUACACGGACCCGUCGCUUCCAAUAAGAUAUGAAACAGGACUUGUUUUGAAUUUUGGAAACAUUACAGGCGUAGACAAUUCAUCAGAUAGUCAGAUAGAGAUUGACAUAGAAUAUUUCUACGUUUCCAUUGCUGGCUAUGAUGAUCGGACCGAGAACUUUUCAAGUAUAGUGGUGGAGUACUCUGUUGGCGAAGGGAACUUUCUAAUCAUCGGCCAAAUAAAGUACUCUUUGAGAACCGAAACUGUGCAUAUUACUGAACUUGAGUCGUUUACUGUUGAAACUACUGAAGAUCCAGUGAGGGGACUGCCUUCUGUUGACCUUCUCAUGAAUGUUCCGUUUCCCGUUUCACAAUUACAAGUAGAAGUGGCGGUGAAGAACAGCUCCAAUAAGGACGUUGUAGUCUCUGAAAUGAGAAUGAAGACUAUUGGAAAUUCUUUCCUAUCCGUAGAUGCAGAGAAAAUCCAAAGUUUUGCCUACAGUGAAUGCCCUUUGGGAACAUCGUUGGUGUUAGACUGUGGUAGAAUUAUCAACAAAGAUGCCUGGGAAGAUCCGGAGAACAGUGACUUGAACAUUAUUGGUGUGGAAAUAAUCCUACAAGCUUUGAAUAAAAAACUCAAUGGUUCAGAGAUUGAAUUUGUGAUCGCCAUAUUUAUUGAUCAAGUGGCAAUAUGGUUAGGCGACUUGAACCUUACAGUAGCCUAUGGACCACCGACACCUUUGGAGUUUGCUACAUACUCUACAACUGCGCUCUCAGGGUUCAAGGUGCCGUCGCCUGGAUUUCCUGGUGUGGCAGAGAUCACAAUGAGGAUUCCCGAAAUCACCGCCAACGAUUACAAAUUUUCCUUCACAACGUCUGCUGUGUCAGCGUCGGAAAAUGCUCUUAGUAUUUUAGGAAUAUCUUUGAAUGCGGCUGGAAAGAAUAUAGAUUGUGACACAAGAACUACUUCCACCAUAGCUCUGACACUUUCCGAAUCCAAGCCUGGGUCCGGUCUCUUUGACAACGGAACAUUAACCGUGGCAAUUGCAAAUCAUGGCUUACAAACUAAACCAACGGAAGAGUCUAACAUCGUCAAAUUUAACGUUUACCUAAAGAUGUUACCAAACGCAGUAGAAGGCGAAACCCAUAGGCUGACGGUUAACUUGAACGAUUUUGAAGCUCAGAAUGUAGACUUUACCGUAGGCAAAGAAGCAAGCUAUUCGAAGACUACGUAUUACGAUGAUGUUAUUGAACAUGGUUGUGCCACCGAGACGUUUUAUCUCGAUACGACAAUGAAAUUCACAAUGAAUGUAACAACAGAUCGGAAUUCCGUCGUUGGCCCAGUUACUUACGAAACCGCAAUUCCUGGUGCAUUUCCGGUGUUAAAGUUUGAAAGCGCUAAGACUAUCUGGAGGGGCCGAAAUGUUGGCUGUGUGAAUCCUGGUGAUAUAAAAGCUGUCCUGUCAGACUGGAUUGAAGGUGCUAAGGAACAAGACGGAGCUUUCCUGACCUUUCCCUUGGUUUGCAAUGUCGAGGUUGUUGACAGUGCUAUUGAAGACACAUUGCUCAUAGAGAUCAACGUCAGAAUUUUGAAUUUAGAAAUCUUUCGUGAACAGGAUACUCCCAAUCAUAAGUUUUUAAUGCAAAGAAGUGCUUUGGGUGCUUCCAAAGACUUCUACAAAAAUUUCAACACAAAAAUCCCGGUUGACUUAAGCAGGACAAUGAAGAUAAACGGUGUUAAAAUUCCACAAGGAGGGGAAUCAGUACUUGUGAAUGGAGCGCUCAGCCACAGACUUCAGUGGAGUGAAAAUAAUAUCGACUUCCAUGACUACAACCACAAUUGGGACAGUGGAACCGGCACAUCAAAUGGAAGCGUAUUCACUGCUGACCGGCCACUUUAUGCUCGUUACGUUCGCAUGAAAAUGGCAGACAGUGGCUGCACCACGGAUUUUGAACCUGAAGCAAGUGACUUUGGUGAAGAUAUUGACUUCUAUGGUAAAGAAUUCUCAAAAAAGGAAAUGUUGCAAAAUGUUAUGUACGUCCUAGAUGGUGAUGAAAACACUUGCAAAGCACUUCCUACCCAAACAACCACAGAGACGGUACAGUAUUACUGGACGGACAUCGACACACAUGUACUGAACACAGGUACGACAUCAGCAUUCAAUGUACAACUUAUUGGGAAAGGAUUAGCUUGUGCAGGAGGACACCAAGUAAUAAAGGUGAUGCACCCAAAAAAUGCAGCAACGGGUAACUUCAGUGGAUUCUGGAUAAAAUGCGUCUUGGUGGAGCAGCUCGAUGGGACCCCUAUGUCAUGCACGUACAAGUGCGCAUGCUUUGAUGAAACAACUUGCGCGUCUGUCAGUCUCCUCCUGUAUUACAAAGGAAUCCCAACUGAGCCAUACGAGAUAUGUGAAAUAAAGAUCGUACCAUGAGAAAGAUUAUAUAACUGUACAACUGAAGCGAGUUGAUGACGAAUGAUUAAUGUUUUUUAUUAUUAUUAUUAUUAUUAUUAUUAUUAUUAUUGAAACAUAUCUCUGUUACAUCUUCGAUUUAUACAUAUAGUAAAGUAGGACUCUUCUGUAAAAUACAAAUAGUUUUAUCAGGACUUAACAGGUUUUCAGUUUCGAUUAUAUUCAUACAAGAAUAUUUAAAAUAAUGUAAAUGUAUAAUAUGGAAAUAGGAUUUGACAAGAGUGAUUCUUUAUAAGUAAGCGAGUUAGCCUACGUUACAACUGCGAUAUUUUUCCAGAAUUUUAAUUGCAAAUAAAAUGGGUUUUUUAUAUUCCAUUUGAAUAUUGUGACCUGCUACUGUAAUCAUUAUCAUUUUCACUUAAGGUGUUCUGCAAGUUUUAUCCACAGGAAGUUACUAAUUAACUUCAUAUAACCAGAUAACAUAGAAAUGACGCCUGUUUUCGGACACGGAAAAUGAAGAACAAAAACAGCACAUGUAUUAAUUAAUAAAGCUAACAGCGUUGUUAUCUUUCAUGAGAUAAUGUAUGAUAACAGUGUCCACAAGAGAUGAUUCCAAAUGGUGGAGGCUACAUUCUAAUUUCCGUGUCUCUUAAAUCAAUAAUUGACAAAGUAUCUUAGAAUAAAGCACAUGUAUCUGUGCGUUCUGGUUGGCAGUGUGAUAAAUGUAAAAAGCUUCAUUAAAACCCAAAGUAUUGUUUAUCAAAAUUAUGAUUUUAUCACUUAUUUUAUCAUCAUGCUUUGGAACGCUUUAAAACAUCAUGGUUAUUUUUUAAGAAAAUUCGAAAAUGCAGAACUUCCUGCAAAUCAUUAUUAUUCAGAAAACUUCAAGAUUUUAUUCUAUGUGGUUGAGUUUCUUUUCCACUUUUUUUUCCCUGAAUUCUUCUGAGGGUACACACUUACUAAAACAACAUAUCAUGUACAUUAGGUAAUGACUGUAGACUUCUAGACUAGGAACUAGUUCGCUACAGAAGUUACGUACUGAAAGUUGUUGUUGUUAUUGUUGUUGUUGUUUAUCUAACUGUUCUAACAAGGUGUGUUUACGUUCUUAGUUUUAUUUUCAUCUUGAAAACGAUCGUCAUUGUGGCUUAUCAACUGAAGUCUGUGGAAAACAUCACGAAAGCCUCAAAAAUUAGCAAUAUAGCAUGUAACUCAGAAUAUAUACAGACGCCUGAUAAAACAACAAAGGUAGCAACAUAUUCAAGAGUAUGCAUUAAGAGAGAUAUUACAACAAAAGACUUCAAAAUAUAUGUGCAAACUAAUAUAUACAUGUACACGUAUGCGAUUUUGCCAUAAGUUACGAGAACGAUAAUAAAAGCGUACAAUUCCUAUACAUAACCAGUACAACAGCGCAUUUCAGUGUUAAAUGAACUCUAUAUGUCAGCAUUUUCAUAAUAUAACAAUGUACUUAUGACAAUGUGUUUCGAAAAAUGCAUUUAAUAAUUAAAUAUGUAAUUGAACAUAAUUCAACUAACAUAGCAGACUCGAACAUUUUUCGUGACAUAUCAGGUGUUAAUUUUCUUCUGACCAGAGAAAAUGGUUUACCUAUUUUGCUUAUUAUUGCGAAACCGCAUACGUUAUGAAAGAAUUAUAUGUUGAUACGGAAAUAUAUUCACUUGUUCACUAUGAUAGCCGUUGUAUAAUUGUUGUCUAUAUUACAAAAUCAUACUUUUUAUUUGACAAACACAUACAAUAUUAGGACAUACAAUAAUAGGACAUAUAAUAACAGGAAAUCAAGAAAAGUAAAAAUGUUAGAAAUGCUUCUAUAUCACUGCGUAAAAGAUUGAAGAAAAAACUAUUAUUUUAUUAGUCCGAUUUCUUUAUUUCUAAAGUUUUCAUUAAGAAUGAAGUUUUGAAAAAAAAAGUGGAAAACAAUGUUUGAUUAUGUUUGGUUAUCAGUUUCAUAUGAUUGUAAAUAUUUAUCGAUAAUGAUGGAUCAUUUUAAAGAGAAAAAAGUCAUGUAUUAUUUUAAAGCUUAUUCAUCGUACAAUUAAGUCAUGAGUAUUUUAGGAGCAGUCAAAAAUGUUUUCUUGACUUUAGAACUGUUGCCAGAUGCUGAAAGACCCAGGACAACAUUUCUUCUCUUCGCCCCAAACAGCUUUUCAUUUCAUCCCUGAUAUUGAAAGGCCUAGGAAAACAGCUUUUCAUUUCAUCCCUGAUACUGAAAGACCAAGGGCAACAGUUCUUCAUUUCAUCCCUGAUACUGAAAGGCCUAGGACAAAUGGUCUUCAUUUCAUCCCUGAUAUUGAAAGGCCAAGGGCAACAGUUCUUCAUUUCAUCCCUGAUGCUGAAAGGCCUAGGAGAACAGGUCUUCAUUUCAUCCCUGAUAUUGAAAGGCCAAGGGCAACAGUUCUUCAUUUCAUACCUGAUACUGAAAGGCCUAGGAGAACAGGUCUUCAUUUCAUCCCUGAUAUUGAAAGGCCAAGGGCAACAGUUCUUCAUUUCAUCCCUGAUGCUGAAAGGCCUAGGAGAACAGGUCUUCAUUUCAUCCCUGAUAUUGAAAGGCCAAGGGCAACAGUUCUUCAUUUCAUCCCUGAUACUGAAAGGCCUAGGAGAACAGGUCUUCAUUUCAUCUCUGAUAUGAAAGACCAAGGGUAACAGUUCUUCAUUCCAUCCCUGAUACUGGAAGGCUUAGGGCAACAGUUCUCCAUUUCACCCGUGAUACUGAAAUACCAAGGGUGACAAUUCUUCAUUUCGCCCCCGAUACUGAAAGGCCAAGGGCAACAGAUUUUCCAUUCACCCCUGAUACUGAAUGGCCAAAGGCAAGAGCUCUUUAUUUAAUCCAACCAAUCCAAUCAAAUUUCACCACUAACUUUUUUGACUGUUCCCAUAGAACUCGUGGCAUUUUUAUUAUCUCGUUGUUGUUUUUAUUUUGUUUUGUUUUGUUUUAAGGCCCUAUAGUUUAGAUUUAGUUCUUAAAAAUACUAUUUUUAUGAAAAACUACAGAUAAAUAGAAACGCUAUAUGCAUUGGAGGCUGAUUAAAUACUUUGAUGUGCAAGAAACUAUUCAGAAUAUAAAUAAUUUACGGGCGAAUUACCGUGAAGUGAAAUUCGAAGAUCGAAAACUCAUUUAUAUACAGUAUAGUGGACAAAUGCCCAUACACUGUAUUUUAUUUAACUUGUAUGCAACAGAGACAACGAAAAUAUCGAUAUACUUGAUGAACCCAGUAAUUCAUAAACAUUUCCAGUAAGUGCCUUAUAGAUAAAUGAAUAUUUGGGAUUUGAAAAUGUUUAAACAUAAAUAACUUAUAUUUAUAUAAACGGGUAUUUAGAAACAUAAAGCGCAGCUUACUUGAGCAGGAAAUUUGACAUAUUUUCAGUCUAGAUGAAAUUAUUAUUAUUAUUUUUUUUUUUUUUGGUUCAAACACGUCACUGUAAUUAAAAAGUAUAUACUAACAUCCUUUGUAAUUAUUCUUUGUAUUGGCUGGACUUCAGAAAUGCAUAAUUACAAAAUAAUAUAUUCCAUUGUUUACUAUUGUCAUUGUAAAUUCAUUGUCCGUGCAUUAAAAAUUAUAGUUUUAUUAAACAAGUUUUGUUACAAGCGCUUGAAUAAAAUAAAGGUAUAGUUUCCAAUUUUUGCAAUAUUCCUGGAAAAAAAACUGGCAGCAAUUUUGAGGGUUAAAAUUGAAAUAUCUGAAAAAAAAUCAGCCUCCAAAAAAGUGAAAUUUUAUUGAAAUUUUAUACGUGUAAAUACUACAUAUGCAGCGACAAUACCAGAAAUUGUUCGCAGCAUUGUGAGAAAGUCUCUAGAUUUUAUGUUAGAAAACACCCCAAAAAUCGUGGCUAAGGAAGAUAAUAUUUGUCAUGUUAAAUGCAUCUUUACAAUUUAUAGCAAACUCGCAUGGCUAAGAAACUGUUAAUUAAGAAACAUUGUAUAAAUUGCGGUAAACCAUAGGUCCGCUUCAUUCACAGAAUUUAUGAUGCUUUUUUUUUGUGGUCAACAGCAGUUUCCCAUACCCUCAAUGAAAAAUGUAUUUUCUUUAAAGUCAGAUAUUUUCUUUGAUAAUAAAUAAAUUGUGAAAUAUUUCAUGCAGUUUGAUAAAACAAUACUUCUUGAUGAAAGGAAACUUGUGGUUUACUCUAUUUAGAGACUUUCAGUUUUUAGGCCAUUUUUUGUUAUCAUUUCUACUAUAUAAAUUUCAUUUUGUCUGUGAUAUAUAUCUUUUGAAUGUCUUUUCACAUGUGUAAGGUAAAUAUUUCGUUAAAACAUGUACGCCGGUUGAACAGUUGACAAGAUCUUAUUACUGUCAUGUUUGAAUUUAUACGGUUUAAAACUCAAAAAAAAAAGAUGUUAUAGCUGAUGUUUUGCUAUCUCUACUAUCAUAUUCUAUUGAUUAACAUUUCAAACAGCUAAUAUCAUCUUUAUAAAGACUUAAUGCUUUGACAGGAUAUCACUUUUUGUCCCUCUUGGCAUUUUCUCAGAUAUGGAUUAGCACUUUGUUUAAAUCACCGGCCACGAGGAGGCGGUCAAGAUGCGGCCAGCUAUUCAGCAGCAUGCCGAAAGGGAGCUUAUUUUAUUACUUAGGUAUUAGUUAUGAAUGUUUGUAAAUUUACUUGUUCAAUAAAACUAUUAAAACAUC
Mercenaria mercenaria is the source of this 7436-nucleotide messenger RNA. RefSeq lists its product as uncharacterized. Lineage: Eukaryota; Metazoa; Mollusca; Bivalvia; Venerida; Veneridae. The transcript is spliced from 14 exons. Bases 67 to 2820 code for a protein of 917 amino acids. The record is from RefSeq and is a predicted model, not a curated record.